Fusarium verticillioides 7600 is the source of this 496-nucleotide messenger RNA. RefSeq lists its product as hypothetical. The coding region runs from base 81 to 389 and encodes 102 amino acids. Lineage: Eukaryota; Fungi; Ascomycota; Sordariomycetes; Hypocreales; Nectriaceae. The record is from RefSeq and is a predicted model, not a curated record. The transcript is spliced from 2 exons.
AACUCUUUCUCACCAAUACAUCUACACAAAGUAAAGUCAUCAUACCCAAUACCCAUCUCAGUCUUUCACAAUCCUUUAAAAUGGCCAGCGUCGAAAGUCAAGUGUCAAAGCAGUCCGAAGCUCCCCUUCAAAACGACAAUGAGAACGCAGAGCAACUAGCUACCCUCGCAGAAGGCAAAGUCGCCGAUGCAGUAAAGGGAACGAGUACCAGGGAUAAGCCACGCAAGGAUGAUAUCAAGAUCGAGGACUAUGCCUCUGAUAUUGAAAGAAAAAAGGCUGAGCAGGCCGAGGCCAGAGAAGAAAUCAAGACACAGAGAAAAGCAGGUGUAGAUAUUGAUGGUAGCCUUGGACAGGGCAGACUGAGCAAUGAGGACAACGGCAAUGUCUAAGUACAAAUCCGAAGACUUUACCUAAAGAUAAUCUACAAUUACUAUUACAUCCCAUAACUUCUUAAGUCCCAUCCCCAGACCGUAAAUGGAAUAAAAGGUUGUCAAAC